GUACCAUUCCGUAGUCGACCGCAGACAGCAGCAGCAGGCGACGUGUUGUCGUGACACUACUGGUUUCUGUGUAGUUCUAUGAAAUACCUUCCGUAGCUAGCGACAUGUCGUUUGCCGAAGCGGCAGAUUACAUGUCGCCCGACCGUAGAUCAGUAGUGCCGCCAACGCCUGAGCGACACGUUGAAUUUUUCUCAAAAAAAUGAGUUUCCCCGAUUUGAUGGAAGAGAAACUGAUAAACCAGGUGGCCCAAUACCCCGCACUGUACGGUGCAUCUCGCAAUAAUUAUUUAAACAGUGUGACAAUAGAUAAUAUUUGAAAAAAUAUAGGAAAGGAGUUAAAUAAAAAUGGUAAAUAGGUUCGGAACAGAUUGGAGCACUGGCUGUUGCCGUCUGCAGUCGGGUUUGGAAUAAUGUCGCCUGCCGCUGCUGGCUGUGGUUGGCUACGGAAUUGUACCUUUACUAUACUUAAUUUUAUAGUGCCGUAAAUCAAAACCACAGUUUAUUCAUAAGCAAAGAAAGUAUUACAGUACAACUAGUGUUAAACCCAUAAUGAAAAACUUAAUUUAGGAUUUUGUAUGAGUAUACUUGUUAACUCGAGAACGGUGAGCUGAAAGUAGGGAAAUUUGGAAUAGGGCAACGGAACCCAAGGGGCCAGCAGUUGGCUGACUUCAUGGAGAAAGAGGGAUUCUUUAUGAUGAACUCUUUCUUCCAGAAGCGGCCCCACAGGAAGUGGACCUGGUCGAGCCCCGACGGUUCGACAAAAAAUGAGAUGAAAAUGAGAUUAUGACGACCAGACGACAACUGUUCAGUGAUGUCUCAGUGAUUGCGAGGGUGAAAACCGGCAGCGAUCACCGAAUGGUUAGAGGCACACUGAACCUAAAUGUUAAGUUGGAGAGGUCUCGUCUAAUGAAGUCAACGCUCCGUCCCCCUCGUGCUCUAAUCCAAAGUCCCGAAACCUUUCAGCUCGAGUUACAAAACCGUUUUCAGUGCCUAGAAGACUGCAAUGAAGUGGACGAUUUGAAUGACAAGCUCGUGGAAACUGUCCAUGCGGUCGGAGCUAAGUUCUGCAAGACCCGCCGCAGAAGAACACAAAAACUCUCCGAUCACACUCUUAAUCUCAUGGCUGUUAGACGGGAGAUGAAGCUACAUUCUUCAACAGAUUUAACAGCAUACAGGCAACUGAACAGACAGAUCUCCAAAUGCAUGCGGCGGGACUUACGCAACUUCAAUACAGCUCGUAUUGAAGAAGCGAUCGAGCGGAACCAAGGCUCCAAAGUCUUUGCCAGAGAUCUGUCUGCCAGAAAGCGCCAACUGUCUAAGCUGAAGACAGAAUGUGGCAGCAUCGUUUCCGGGGCACCUGAGAUUUUGGAGUGAGAUUGAGAGGUUCUAUGAGCAGCUGUACACGUCAUCGUUGGAGCCGCACGCAAGUGUGAGUAACGAUCCAAGAGCGAGUCUUAUCCGACAUUAUUCCGAUGAUAUCCCGGACGUCAGUCUGAGUGAGAUUAGAAUGGCUCUCCAGCACCUUAAAAACGGCAAGGCCCCAGGCGAGGAUGGAAUUACAGCGGAGCUUCUGAAAGCGGGUGGAAAACCGGUACUUGAAGUCCUUCAGAAGCUCUUUAAUUCCGUCCUCCAUGGUGGCAUUACACCGGAGGCGUGGAGCAGAAGUGCGGUGGUCUUGUUCUUCAAGAAAGGCGACAACGCUCUCUUGAAGAACUACAGACCGAUUUCCCUUCUGAGCCGCGUCUACGUGCUGUUUUCGAGAGUCAUUACGCAUCGUCUCGCGCGCAGACUUGACGACUUCCAGCCUCCCGAACAAGCCGGUUUCCGAAAAGGCUUUAGCACCAUAGACCACAUACAUACCCUUCGGCAAAUUGUAGAGAAGUCCGAGGAGUACAAUUUGCCACUAUGUCUGGCGUAUGUGGACUAUGAAAAAGCCUUUGAUUCCGUCGAAAUUUGGGCGGUGCUGCAGUCCCUUCAGCGAUGCCAAGUUGACUGUCGGUAUAUCGAAGUGUUGAAGUGCUUGUACAGUAGGGCUACGAUGGCUAUCCGAGUACAGAACCAGAGUACGAAACCUAUCCAAUUGCAGAGAGGUGUAAGACAGGGUGACGUCAUAUCCCCGAAACUCUUUACCGCUGCAUUGGAAGAUGUUUUCAAGCUUCUGGACUGGAAAGGAUACGGUAUCAACAUCAAUGGCGAGUACAUCACUCACCUUCGAUUUGCCGACGAUAUAGUCCUUAUGGCAGAAUCGCUGGAGGACCUAAGCACUAUGCUCAAUGACCUCAAUAGUGUUUCCCAACGGAUAGGUCUUAAGAUGAACAUGGACAAAACAAAGAUCAUGUUUAAUGUCCAUGUCACACCCAUGCCGGUAGUUGUUGGGAACACUAAGCUCGAAGUUGUUGACGAGUAUGUUUACCUGGGACAAAUAGUCCGAUUAGGUAAGUCCAACUUCGACCGAGAGGUCAAUCCACAGAUUCAACUCGGUUGGGCAGCGUUCGGGAAAUUACGGCACAUCUUCUCGUCAGAUAUACCUCAAAACUUGAAAACGAGACUGUACACCCAGUGCGUGUUGCCAGUGAUGACAUACGGAACUGAGACGUGGUCCUUCACUACUGGCCGGAUGAGGAAGCUCAAGGUCGCUCAGCGAGCUAUGGAGAGGGCUAUGCUCGGAGUUUCUCUGCGUGAUAAACUCAGAAAUGAGGAUAUCCGCAGUAGAACUAGAGUGACCGACAUAGCCCAGCGGAUUAGUGGGCUGAAGUGGCAAUGGGCCGGCCAUAUAGCUCGAAGAACCGACAACCGAUGGGGAAGAAAAGUUCUCGAGUGGCAGCCUCGUACCGGCAGGCGAAGUGUAGGGCGUCCCCCCACUAGAUGGAGUGACGACCUGGUAAGAUAUGCAGGAAGUCGAUGGAUGCGGGUGGCUCAGGACCGUGCUUUGUGGCAUUCCUUGGGGGAGGCCUAUGUUCAGCAGUGGACUUGUAAAGGGCUGUAAUGAUGAUGAUGAUGAUGAUACUUGUUAACAUUUUUAUUUUUAAUUUUUUUUAUUCUUCUUUUAGGUAAUGAGAGAUCCAGAAACAGGAAACUCGAAAGCAUUUGCUUUCAUCAACUUUGCUUCAUUUGAGGCAUCUGACGCCGCGAUAGAAGCUAUGAAUAACCAAUAUCUAUGCAAUAGGCCUAUAUCUGUGUCUUAUGCGUUCAAGAAGGAUGUUAAAGGAGAGAGACAUGGUUCAGCAGCUGAAAGAUUACUCGCCGCACAAAAUCCACUGUCACACGCAGACCGUCCGCAUCAGCUAUUCGCAGAUGCACCCCCAACCAUGAUGGGGCCCAUGCUUAUGGCACCACCACCCCCUCCAACACCAACACCGAUGCCGCCACCAGGGCCGCCACUAAACGCAAGACCCCCACCACCAUUACCCAUGUCGGCGCCACCACCGCCCCCUUCCUCAAUGCCACCUCCGGGACCGCCACCUCCACCCGGGCCCCCGCCACCUCCACCUCCAUUCCACCAUUUCCCUCCUCCGCCCUUCGGACCUCCGGGCUUUGGCCCCCCGCCUCCACCUGGCGCUCGCCCUCCUCCUCCAUGGCGUCCUCCACCGCCACAGUUCAGGCCACAGUUUCCACCUCGUGGGCCGCCGCCGUUUGGCCACCCUCCGUUCCCCCCGCACCACCCGCCUGAGCCGAAUUAUAAUUACUAGGUGUGUCUAAAAUUUAAUAAAUUUAUAAUUAUUU
Parnassius mnemosyne (clouded apollo) is the source of this 3722-nucleotide messenger RNA. Lineage: Eukaryota; Metazoa; Arthropoda; Insecta; Lepidoptera; Papilionidae. The record is from the annotation of a GenBank genome assembly.